ACUUGCUCCUGCUCUGUCGCUCUCUCCUGAGUCUUUUGCUGUCGCCUCAGUCUUUUCCUCCAGGCCCCUCUUCGCAGAGAGAAGAGGGCGAGUGGAGAAAGGCGAACCAAGUCUAGUUCUGCAAACACCCUUUUCUGGAGUACGCCAGGCAGUGUUGCUGACUUCACAUUACACUGGGAUUAAUGGCGUUGUCCUGCCUUCUGGGCUCUUACAGCGUGAGAAAGAUGAAAGGAUUGACAAAUUCUGGAGAACAGAUUUCCUCCCUUCUUUUCCUCUAACAUCACGUAGCCUCCUCAUUGUUGCAAGGCAUCAUUGUUUGGACUUGAUCGGCUCCUUCUAAGCGAGAGACCAGACCUAGUUCUCUGAGGAAAUGGAUACUUCUGCCAAACAAUGUCCAGUCAAAAAACGAGUGAAAAUCCAUCCCAACACAGUGACAGUGAAAUAUACAUCACAUUAUCCCCAACCUGGAGAAGAGGGCUCUGAUGAAACCAGUGAAGAUAUCGGAAGCUUUAUGGAGGACAAUCCAAAGAAAAGGUUGCUGAGUGACAGAAAAAGGAAAGGAAGAGCCUUCUUUGGGACUAUGGAUAUCCAACCUCAGCCAGCCCAAGAGACGAAAGCCAAUGAGACUGGACAACACCAGAAUUUUACAGAAGGAAGCAUAUUUCAGUCCAGAAAGACUUGGGUAGUGCUGUUUGCCUCUGCCUUGGCUCAUGGGUGUGUGGCUCUGAUAACUAGACUUGUUUCUGAUCGUUCCAAAGUGCCAUCUCUAGAACUAAUUUUCAUUCGUUCAGUCAUACAGGUGUUGUCUGUCAUUGUUGUGUGUUAUUACCACGAGGACCCCUUUGGACCAAAAGGAUACAGACUGCAGCUCUUCUUCUAUGGUGUCUGCAAUGUUAUCUCCAUUACCUGUGCUUACACCUCCUUCUCUAUAGUACCCCCAAGCAAUGGGACCAUUAUGUGGAGAGCAACCACCACGGUCUUUAGUGCCAUUUUGGCUUUUUUACUAAUAGAUGAACAAAUGGCUUAUAUAGACAUAAUGACAGUAGUUAGUAGUGUCUUUGGUGUUUGCCUGGUCAUGUUCCCCAACAUUGUUAAUGAAGACAAUUCUUUGCUCAGUGUCUGGAAAGAAGCCUUUGGCUACACAAUGACAGUUAUGGCAGGCUUAACUACAGCUCUUUCCAUGAUAGUCUACAAGUCAAUCAAAGAUAGGGUCAGUAUGUGGACUGCACUGUUUACUUUUGGUUGGACUGGAACUGCGUGGGGAGCCUCCACCAUGUUUUUUCUUCAAGAGCCAAUUAUCCCACUGGAUGGAGAAACCUGGAGCUAUCUCAUUGCCAUCUGCAUAUGUUCUACUGUGGCUUUCCUGGGUGUCUAUUAUGCCUUGAAUAAAUUUCACCCAGCUCUGGUCAGCACAGUGCAACAUUUAGAGAUUGUGAUAGCCAUGAUUCUGCAGCUUGCAGUGCUACGCAUCUUUCCCAGCAUUUAUGACCUCAUUGGAGGGGCCAUUAUUAUGAUUAGUGUUGUUUUCCUGGCAUGUUAUAAGCUGUCCUGGAAGAAUUUAGGAAGGCAAGAUUAUCAGGAGAUACUGGAUUCUUCCAUUAAAUGAAUGUCAGUUUGUUGUAGUCUUUACUGUAAUAGUUUCUGCACCACAAUGUCGAUAUUAAUGUUCAUUUACCAAUGUCCUUUGUCUAGUAGAGUGGACAGAGUACUAACUUUGUUGUUCAGAAAUGUGCCAGAUUCAUACCUGCCAUAACAAUGUUUAAAUCAGUAGAGUUGUACUAGAGACGAAUUUGUCCCAAUGUGUUAAAUAAUUUAAAAUGUUUCAAUAUGUGAACUUUAGAUUUACUCUCAGCUGGUAUGCAGUAGCUGCUAAGAUUAGAUAUAGAGAAUUCUGUCAUAGGAGUCUUUCUAUCAUAGUCCUCCUUCUAUAACAUAAUAUUGAGACAGAAGGAUUCACUAUUGUUAGUCAUUCUGGACAGUGCAGCUGUAGAAUAUUUUAUGGCAACAAGAAAGUCAUAUGUUGACAUUCACCAUUGAAGGAGGAAAUUCAUGUUCCAUAGUAACAGUAUACUUACUUGGUUGAAGCAUGUAAUAUUUUAUAAGUAAGAAUUUUAACAUGUAUAUGGUUAUAAUUCUUUAAAUAUCUGCUGGGAGAAGAGUAAAUAAAUAAAUGAUGUUCUCUGUGCUCUAAUAGUAAAGGUGCUGUCAGAAUCUCCAUAAUAAUCCUUGACUUGGUCCUAAAACUCCCUGUUAGCUGAAAGCUGGAACACAUGAAACUAGAAAAAGAUAUUCAUGGGCAAAAAUGAAAAGGAAGAUGUGAGGCUAUUUUGGAAUUGUCAGAGUGAAAUGCACUUAAAAGCUAGUUUCAGAUGUUUUUAACUCAGAAAUGUUUCUAGCCACGGCUAUUAUUGCCUCACUUUCAUAAGUGGCAAAUCCACCUAGCUAUUCACCCCUCUAUUGACUCAUGCCUCCUUGAAUCUUUGGUUUCUUCCCUUGUGUGUGCCCACUGUAGCCCCAGGAAAUGUGCCUCCCUCAGAGAGGACACCUCUGCCCAUGCUUCUUACCCAAGUUUGGAGCAAAAGCUCUACUCCUAGACACAGAUUUGCCUUCUGUGUCUCUUGAGGUUGAAGAAAUUCACUCAUGUUUGGGUUGAACGGCAUGAAACACCCCCCUUCCCUGACAAUAGUUUCUGGGGAAAAAAGAUUUGUUUAAAAUAGACAAAGAGAGAGACAGAGAAUCAGAUUAAAUUAAAAGCAGCAGUUUCCAUCACAUGCCUUAUCUGGGUAAUUUCCCAAACCCAGAGAGGCAGGCUCUGUUUGCUUAGUUACAGAAUAAGAAGGAAGCUCUCACAUGUAUAAAGAGCAAGCCCAGUCUCUGACUUCCCUGGCCAAAGUGACACCACCUUGGUGCUGUGUCCAGAGAGUUAUUUCCUAUCCCCCCCCACCUCGCAUACACUCAUUAUGUUCCCUCCCCAUUCAAUCCAAGGCAGCUCUCCUUAUUUUCCAAACCAAUUAUCUCAAGAUACAUCCACAUGCAGUAAAGCUUGGUGAACAAAUGCAUGAUCCAUCCUGCCAGAGAUGGCCAGCAGAGGAGCUAUAUUUAAGCAAUGAGUAAUGCAGCCUCUCUCAUGCCAAAUUCAGGUACAGCCUUCCACAGAUGACUGGGUGCGGGUGUAUCCAGUCUAUCCAGACCUCUGUUUAAAACCUUUUAUCUCAGUUUUUCAUUGCCAUGAAAUAUAAAUUAUUGGCAGACCCUUUGUCACACACUUGUUAAGGCAAAAGUUGGUAUGGCUUUUUUAAUGUGUGGUCUUGAAAUAAAUAUUUAGGUGCCAAAAUGUUACCCAAGUAUGAAAAUU
This is a messenger RNA of Mauremys mutica (yellowpond turtle), 3355 nucleotides long. RefSeq names its product solute carrier family 35 member G2 (gene SLC35G2). The transcript has 2 exons. Gene Ontology annotation, cellular component: plasma membrane. The record is from RefSeq and is a predicted model, not a curated record. Bases 371 to 1606 code for a protein of 411 amino acids. Lineage: Eukaryota; Metazoa; Chordata; Testudines; Geoemydidae.